AUGGCGCAGUAUGCCGACAUCAAGGAGUACCGCGAGAAGCUCCGCAAGGCAGACAUCAAUUCCCGCGAGGACUUCUUGCGCCUGGCGAAGCACGCAAGGGUCGCUGACACUGGGGCGCACGCGAAUGCACCCUCCUUGUUCGCCCUCAUUUUCGCGCAGGUGAUGGGCUUCAUCUCCGACAAAUACACGUGCCCGUGCUGCGGCGGGAAUGACUAUGACGUCGUGCACCGCAAGGACAGGAGCGCAUGGGCAUGGCGCUGCCGUGACUGGAGUGGCACAUGUGAUUCGCGCAAGCCUGAGAGCCACAAGUCUAUGACGAAAGGCACCGUCUUCGAAGACGUGCAGUGUAAAUCGUGGAUGGAUUUCUUGGAUGUGAUGACGAUGUGGCUGUUCGACUACCCCAAACUGAUCAUGGGGGGAGAGUCUGGGCGCCACCACUGCGUGAUCGAUGUGGGUUUCUACGCGAAAUCCGGCGCCAGGGUCCGAGCGGUAGCCAAGGCGGCCGCCGUUCGGAGGAACGCCGGUGUCGGCCUCCGCAAGAAGAGCGAAAUCAAGAACUACAAGAUCGUCGUCCAAGUGGAUGAAGCGCACCUGAACAAGCGGAAGCCUGGUCGACUCGUGCGAGCGGCGCGCCCCCAGAAAGAUCAGGUGUGGGCGUGGGGUGCAACUGCCCAGGGCCGCCCUGAUGUCUGGCUCUUCCGAGUCCUCGACCACCCCCUGGACGCCUUCAACGGCAUGCCGCGGGGGCGCGACGAGAUGCUGACGAACAUGCACCUUCUCGGCCUCAAGAAGGGCACUGUGCUGGUCAGCGACUCCUGGGGCGCCACGAUCUCGGCCGUGAAGGAGUUCAAGAAGCUCAAGCGCUGGACGGUGAAGGACCUGCGCCGCGAGCUCGUCGUGCACUCUGCAGGCGAAAUUGUAAACCCGAACGGGUUCACAACCAACGGCAUCGAGGCCGUGUGGUCCGUGGUCAAUCGCUGGGUUCGCCGCCGCUGCGGCGGUCGAAUGCCGAGUCACUCGGACCGCGAACAGUGGCGCGCGCUGCUGGCGGAGCUGCAGUGGCGCAAGAUGAACGCGCACAAGACGUUGGAUUGGGGAAAUACGUACUUCGUGCCGUUUGCCGCCCUUGCCGCCGCCUGCAAACCGCUCGAGUGA
Molecule: messenger RNA, 1155 nt
Organism: Prorocentrum cordatum
Lineage: Eukaryota; Dinophyceae; Prorocentrales; Prorocentraceae
Source: the annotation of a GenBank genome assembly